GUUUUUGUUGUUAUUAGGUGUAGGCAAUAGGAGUAAUCGCCUGUAUUCGAUUCAAGCAAAAUUAUAUUAUCAUAAAACGUGUUAAGUGGGGUCAGGGGUUUUGUUAUGUUUGUUCUAUUUGUGAUGUCUUUGUGAUUUGUGUGCUACCAAAAGUGUACCAUGUCGGCCCUCCUAACUGCUGAUUGGUUUCAAUUGGAUUCCUACUAUAGGAAAUUCGACCUGUAUAAUAUGCUAUGGUCCAUGGACGAAGGUCUUGAUAACAUGAUAGUCAGUGGAGCAGCCUAUGGAGGCCCUAUAGCUGUUGUUAGAGACAGAAAACAAUUUGUAAGAGUUGCAACUACUGCAAAGCCUGUAAUAACAAUCUACAAUGGAGUUGGUAACAUAAUAUCUAAAAUUUUGUGGAACAGUGGAGUUCUUGUGCACAUGGGAUGGUCAGAUGCAGAACAGCUCUUAUGUGUACAGGAGAGUGGUGAUGUACUCAUAUAUGACAUGUUUGGUGCCUACCAAAAAACAUUUAGUAUGGGACAAGAAGUGAGAGAUACAAAGGUGUGUAAGGCUCAAUUGUUCCCAAACCCACAUGGAAUUGGUCUUGCGAUCAUCACCACUACUAACAGAAUGUUCUUGGUCAGCAAUGUAUCUGAUCCGAAAGUCCGAUCGUUGCCUGACCUACCAAGGCCAAAUCUUACAAUCAGUUGUUGGUGUGUGUUGAGUUCUGGUCAGCAUUCGUCUUCACAAAUAAGUAUUCUUAUAUGUCGAGAUAAAGAGGUAUUUAAAUGCCAAUUAGGAGAAACUAGAGCUAUUUUGAAUAUGAAGGCAGAAUUCAGAAACCCCUAUACACAAGUAUUGUCUAUAGUGCCGUCUCAAAAUGGACGACAUGUUGCCUUAUUUACAGACUCUGGCUUUCUAUGGAUCGGUUCAGCUGAUUUCAAGAAUAAAUAUUGCGAAAUUGAUACCGGAUUUAUUAAACAACCUAAAGAAUUAGUAUGGUGUGGAUCCCAAGCAAUAAUCGGACAUUGGGACGAUACAAUGUGUAUAUACGGGUUCAACGCUCAGAAUAUCACAUACCCAUACGACGGACCAUUCCAUUUGAUCCAGGAAAUGGAUUGUGUGAGAGUGAUAUCGGAGUAUACUCAUGAACUGAUACAAAAGGUUCCAAUUGUGGUGGACAAGAUAUUUAGGAUCAAUAGUACGGCGCCCGGUUCAUAUUUGGUUGAGGCAUCUAAACAGUUUCAGAAACGCAGCCACCGUGCAGAUGAAUACAUACGACUGGUGAAACCAGAUUUAUCCAUUGCGGUACAAGAUUGCAUUGAUGCAGCGGCCUUUGAAUUCGACACUGAUGUACAGAAAAUGCUUAUACGGGCAGCUCAGUUCGGGAAAGGUUUCCUUCUAGAACCAGCAUUGACGGAGCACUACGUCAAGACUUGCAGAUGGCUCCGGGUUCUCAAUGCAGUACGAGAUACAAGAGUUGCCAUACCGCUGACCUAUUUGCAAGUUCAAAAUCUUGGCGAGAGAGUUUUGCUAGAUCGACUAAUAUGGCGACGAUUGCAUUGUCUCGCGGGACACAUUGCUUCUUAUCUUCAAUUGAAAGACGGACAAACACGCGUUCUUUCACAUUGGGCGUGUUACAAGGUGACACAACCGCAUUUGGACAACGAAAGUGCAGCAAGGGAAAUAGGUGAAAAAUUAAGAAAUAUACCUGGUAUUUCGUAUUCUACGAUUGCUAUGAAGGCCGCCGAAAAGGGACGGAAAGCUCUAGCUAUUAAAAUCUUAGAAUACGAAACUCAUAGUAAACUUCAAGUCCCCCUUCUUCUAUCUUUAGAAGAAGGAGUAAUAGCACUGUUGAAGGCUACAGCUAGCGGCGAUACGGAUUUGGUGUAUAUUGUCCUAUUGCAUCUCAAAGAGAAAAUGGGAAAACACGAAUUUGAGCUCACUAUCAGAAGCCUGCCCCUCGCUCAUGCGCUAUACAUAAAGUACUGUGCGGGUCACAAUCGCGAGGCAUUAAGGCAAGUGUACGUCCAAGAAGACGACUUUCACGGUCAAGCGAGCACACAUAUCCGUGACGCGAUAGAUCAAACUAACCCUGGCAGUAUUGAGGCAUCGCUUAUUUCGGCCAGAGAGUGCUAUAAGAAGGGCAAGAAUGAUCUGGGCGCGUCAAUAUGCGAAGACGCCCGUAAGCUUUGCAAGCAGCAAUCGAGUCUACAAGAAACUUACGGAACCAGCUUCGUCGGUCUCUCCUUACAUGACACUGUUGGGAAGUUACUUAAGGAGGGGGAGGUCAAAUUAGCGGAAAAACUCCGCUCUGAAUACAAGAUGCCGGAUAGAAGAUAUUGGUGGCUCAGAAUCCUAACGAUGGCCGAAAAGGGCGAAUGGGACGACUUAGAGAAGUUCUCGAAGACCAAAAAGUCCCCAAUCGGCUACGAGCCCUUUGUUGACGCGUGUCUCUCGCGAGGGCAAAAAGACGAGGCAUUAAAAUACUUGCCCCGGUGUAGGGACGAUAUCAAAGUUAAAUACUACGUGAAGGCUGAGUUUUAUGAAGAAGCUGCCCAAGUAGCCUUUGAACAGAAAGACGAAAGCGCCCUCUUCUUUGUUCAGAAUAAAUGUCCGCUUCGAGAAACUACGAAACACGAGAAAAUAUCCGCGCUUUUAGAACAAUUGGCAGCUAGAAAAUAAGAGUUGAAAUAUUCCAAUUAAUCCUAUUUAUGCAAUUAUAUGUUAAUCAUAGUAAGACGUUUUUAUUAGCAGAUGUAAUAAAAAGACAAUGUAUCUCUAUACAUUCGAAACAGAUACAAAAUUAAAGCAUAAAAAGUAAAAACAUAUAUUUUCUAAUCUGUGGAGCUCUGAAACCAAUCCUCCACUUUCAGCCUGCCUCAAUUAAACCAAAGCUUCUUUCAUUUCGAGUACAUUUUAGCAUUAAUUGCACGAGGCACUCAGUCUUAUAUAAAUAAUUAAUUACAUUUUUACCCGUUAAAUGAGUUCUUUUACCCGAUGAACAUAUUUUUAUGACGCGAAAAAUUAAACAGCAAAAAAUGUUUUGUAUACUUUAUAAGUCUGAAAAGAAAACAAAACAAAAAAACUGACAUUUUUCUUCUAUGGAUAUUCCGCAAAAAACUUAUUUCAGGGAAAUAAAAAAAUUAUCUACCCACCGUAGACAUAAACCGCAAAACUAUCACCAAAACCAUUAAUUUUUGCUUGUACCUGCUCUUCUCGUACAAUCGAUCGUUGACCAUUUAAUCCUUGCGGUUUCUCAUGCAGUUCAAUACGUUUCUCAACUCUUGCAAAAUCUGGCUAUUUGUAAUCAGUAUUGGGGUAGUACACAAGGCCUCUAAAAAGUAUUUAGAGAAAAUAGCUACUUUAUUCACUUUUCAAUAUUUAUAUAUGUAUACGGUCAUAUUGCAAGUGAGGCAAACUCUAAUCUCGAUCAUGGCGUGAAUUAUGCUGUAAAUACAUAAAGCAUAUAAAAGUUAUUUUAUUUAUUAUUUCAGUCUAUGAAGACCUUAUAAUAUCUUAUUUUCAAUAAAACAAAUAUGAUUGCA
This is a messenger RNA of Pieris napi, 3533 nucleotides long. It is a transcript of the gene Vps16A, whose product is annotated as vacuolar protein sorting-associated protein 16 homolog. Bases 160 to 2670 code for a protein of 836 amino acids. Gene Ontology annotation, biological process: intracellular protein transport; endosomal transport; vacuole fusion, non-autophagic. The record is from RefSeq and is a predicted model, not a curated record. Gene Ontology annotation, cellular component: lysosomal membrane; cytoplasm; endosome. The transcript is spliced from 15 exons. Lineage: Eukaryota; Metazoa; Arthropoda; Insecta; Lepidoptera; Pieridae. Gene Ontology annotation, molecular function: actin binding.